UGAGACUCAGACAGUGCUGUUUUCACUGAGAGGUGAAAUGGCGCAGAGAGGAGUUCAGCUGGACCGGGAAACCUUCUCUUGUGUCAUCUGUCUGGAUCUACUGAAGGAUCCUGUGACUACUUCCUGUGGACACAGCUACUGUAUGGACUGUAUUAAAGCUCACUGGGAUGAAGAGGAUGAGAAGCAGAUCUACAGCUGUCCCCAAUGCAGGCAGACUUUCAUACCGAGGCCUGUCCUGCUGAAAAGCACCAUGUUAUCAGAUAUAGUGGAGCAACUGAAGAAGACUGGACUCCAAGCUGCUCCUGCUGAUCACUGCUAUGCUGGAGCUGAAGAUGUGGCCUGUGAUGUCUGCACUGGGAGAAAACUGAAAGCCCUCAAGUCCUGUCUGGUGUGUCUGGUCUCUUACUGUGAUCAACACCUUCAGCCUCAUUAUAACUCCUCUGCGUUUGAGAAACACAAGCUGGUGGAGCCCUCCAAGAAUCUCCAGGAGAACAUCUGCUCUCUUCAUGAUGAGGUGAUGAAGAUGUUCUGUCGUACUGAUCAGCAGUGUAUCUGUUAUCUCUGCUCUGUGGAUGAACAUAAAGGCCACGACACAGUCUCAGCUGCAGCAGAAAGGACUGAGAGGCAGAAAGAGCUCGAGGUGAGUCAACAAAACAUCCAUCAGAGAAUCCAGGACAGAGAGAAAGAUGUGAAGCUGCUUCAACAGGAGGUGGAGUUUAUCAAUCGCUCUGCUGAUAAAGUAGUAGAGGACAGUGAGAAGAUCUUCACUGAGCUGAUCCGUCUCCUGGAGAAAAGACGCAAUGCUGUAAAGCAGAAGGUCAGAUCUCAGCAGAAAACUGAAGUGAAUCAAAUCAAAGAGCUUCAGAAGAAGCUGGAUCAGGAGAUCACUGAGCUGAAGAGGAUCUCAGACACAGAGGAUGACAACCAGUUUCUUCAAAAUUACUCCUUACUCGCACCAGCCGGUGAAUCUACAUCAAGCAUCCAUAUCCGUCCUCUGCGCUACUUUGAGGACAUGGCAGCGGCCGUGUCAGAAUUCAAAAAGAAACUACAGGAUGUUCUAAAAGAGCUAUGGUCAACAACAGUGACUGAAGUGGAUGUUGUACUGCCAUAUUCACAACAAGAGCCCAAGACCAGAGAAGAAUUCUUGAAAUAUUCACUUGAACUCACACUGGAUCCCAACACGGUGAACACAUAUCUGUUAUUAUCUGAGGGGAACAGGAAAGCAACAUUAAUGAGUAAGGAACAGUUUUAUUCUAGUCACCCAGACAGAUUCGCUACAUGUUGUCAGGUCCUGAGUAAAGAGGGUCUGACCAGACACUGUUACUGGGAGGUGAGAGGGAGAGGAGGAGUUUACGUCGCAGUCGCGUACAAGAACAUCAGCAGAGGGGGGAAAUCGACCGAUUGUAGAUUUGGAUUCAAUGACAAAUCUUGGGCAUUGGAUUGUGACAAAAUCAGUUACACAUUUUGGCACAACAAAGUCCAAACUCCCAUCUCAGGUCCUCCAUCUACCAGAGUAGGAGUGUACCUGGACCACGGCGCAGGUCUUCUGUCCUUCUACAGCGUCUCUGACACCAUGACUCUCCUCCACAGAGUCCAGACCACAUUCACUCAGCCGCUCUACGCUGGACUGUGGCUUUGUUUUGAUGGAGGCACUGCUGAGUUAUCUUAACUCAGAUAGACAGACUAGGCCCGUAGCCAUGCAGCCUAGUGGAAGGGGGUUUCGGUUC
This is a messenger RNA of Perca fluviatilis (European perch), 1727 nucleotides long. Its product is annotated as tripartite motif-containing protein 16-like. Bases 38 to 1669 code for a protein of 543 amino acids. Gene Ontology annotation, molecular function: zinc ion binding; protein binding. Lineage: Eukaryota; Metazoa; Chordata; Actinopteri; Perciformes; Percidae. The record is from RefSeq and is a predicted model, not a curated record. The transcript has a single exon.